Lolium rigidum is the source of this 471-nucleotide messenger RNA. Its product is annotated as probable xyloglucan endotransglucosylase/hydrolase protein 16. The record is from RefSeq and is a predicted model, not a curated record. Lineage: Eukaryota; Viridiplantae; Streptophyta; Magnoliopsida; Poales; Poaceae. The transcript is spliced from 3 exons. Gene Ontology annotation, molecular function: hydrolase activity, hydrolyzing O-glycosyl compounds. Gene Ontology annotation, biological process: carbohydrate metabolic process. The coding region runs from base 1 to 471 and encodes 156 amino acids.
AUGGGGAGAACAAGGGUUCAUCUCCUAGCCUCUCUAGAAACUUUCUGUCUCAUCCUAGCAGUCUAUCCAUUUCAGGUAAUAGGUGACAUGACCGACAGCCUUGACAUGCUAUGGGGCCACCAAACUGUGUCGUUGUCCCUCGACCGCUGGACGACCUACCUCUUCGGGAGGUUUGACAUGGACAUCAAGCUCGUCGCCAAAGGCUCUGCUGGCACUGUCACCACACUGUAUAUGAUAACAGAGGGGCAGUGGCAAGUACAUGACGAGAUCGACCUCGAAAUCUUGGGGAACAGCACGGGCAGGCCAUACACCUUGCACACAAACAUCUAUGGCAGAGGGAAAGGUGGCCAAGAAAAGCAGUAUCGACUUUGGUUUGAUCCCGCUGAAGAUUUCCAUACCUACUCUAAUAUUCAAAUGUUGCUACACAUAUAUCAGCCAAACACAUUGUGCCCAAUAAUCCUAUACAGAUGA